Molecule: messenger RNA, 4326 nt
Organism: Anopheles merus
Lineage: Eukaryota; Metazoa; Arthropoda; Insecta; Diptera; Culicidae
Product: mesoderm induction early response protein 1-like
Exons: 6
Coding region: 480-2072 (530 amino acids)
Biological process (GO): negative regulation of transcription by RNA polymerase II
Cellular component (GO): nucleoplasm
Molecular function (GO): histone deacetylase binding; transcription corepressor activity
Source: RefSeq, a predicted model, not a curated record
CCAAGCCACUGAUGUUUAUAUUUCUUUGCUGGCGGAGAAGUACGAUCGAAUUACAAUAUCGGGAUUGUAUUUUUGGAAUUUUCCUCAUAAAAAAAUCCCCCCCUUAGUGCCGUGCCCAGUUUUGCCGAUUGUUUAUUUUCCCGUGUGUUGUGGUGUUGUUUGUUGUGUCGUUUGGAUUGCUUAUUUCUUCAAGUCGUUGUAAAAUCCCGCGCACAGAUCGUAUCGUUGCCACUGCGCCCAUUCCUUCGUUCUCUCUCUCUCCCUUCCCGUUUUCGUUCCCGAGUGCAAGGGGGGCGCGGGCGUACGUGAUUUUUGUUGUGUGUUUGCCGAGUGGCGAAGUGCCGACCGGUGGGUGACGGGUUCAAGCGGGUGUGCGGCAGUUCCAGCCGGCCGGUCAGUCCAAGCGAAAGGAGGACCAUUUGGAUUUGGAUCGGUGGCAGCGGGCGGCUUCCGGUGCAGAGAUUGUGCGGACUGCGAAUAUGCCUACCGAGGAGGAACAGCAACAGCCCGGAACUGGUGACGCACAGCAACAAGAACAGCUAGAACCUCCAUCAACGGCAGCGAGCAAAGAAAGCCCAGCCACAGUACCAACGCCAACCAGUGACGCGACAGUGGAGAAUGAACAAAAGUCUGAUACCUGCAAGGCGGAUAGGAGAUCGAUGGAGGAAGAACCAUCGUCACAAACGAAAUCUGAACCAUCUUCUACAAAAGACGUAGAAGAGGAUCGGAAAACAGAGCAGGUAGUUCCAGUUGAUAGUACCAGUGCGUCCGAGCAUGUCAAAAAAGAUGAGCCACAGUCGGACGCGACAAAAGGAGAUUCUAGUCCGACACCACAGCAGCAGCAGCAGCAGGAGUUGUCGACAUCUUCGUCGGAUGAAGUGCCUGCGCUGGUGAAAGGUCCUCCAACUCCGGUACCGAGUCGGCAAGACGAAGACGACGACGAGGAGGAAGAGGAUGAUGAGGGUGAUAAUGAGGACCAGGAGGAGCAGCAACAGUCGUCACAACCGCAGCGGCAACAGCAGCGCAGCAGCAAACAGCGAAGCGCUGGCAGCCGGGACGGCUACAACAAUGAGGACGAGUCGCAGAACCAACGGCAGGAUCAGUCGCAAACACCCACCGGAGGCCAAUACUACGAGGACGACGAGGAGGACGACGAGGACGAGGGCGAAGAGCCGUCCGAGCUGCGGCAACUCUUCGAACCGAUCAAUGAUUCGCAGGCGCUGAGCGAGGACGAGGAGGACGGCGACUACAUACCGGACGAGGAGGUGAAGAAGACGAUCAUGGUGGGCAGCGACUUUCAGGCCGUCAUACCGGAAGGGUUGUGCCGGUACGACGAUGCGCUGCCGUACGAGAACGAGGACAAGCUGCUCUGGAACCCGACGAUACUGAACGAGCAGCAGAUCGAGGACUAUCUGGUGAAGACUACGGCCCCGGGUGGUGGUGGUUUGGGAGCGGGCGGUGGUGCCGGUGCGCCCGCCGGGCAGCAGGGCAGCAGGGCUGCUGCAGGUGCUGCAAACGAGGCGCAGCCGAACAGCGUGUACGCGCUACCGCUCGGGAACCAUCUGCGGGACGACGAGCAGUCGCUGUACCUGCUGCAGCAGUGCGGACACAACGUGGACGAAGCGUUACGCCGCAAGCGCAUCAGCAACAAUGCGGUACCGGUACCAGAGCAGCAGAUGAGCAUCUGGUCGGAGGAGGAGUGCCGCAACUUCGAGAAUGGGCUGCGCGUGCACGGGAAAGACUUUCACAUGAUUCAGCAGACGAAGGUACGCACCCGGUCCGUCGGCGAGCUGGUACAGUUCUACUACCUGUGGAAGAAAACGGAACGGCACGAUCUGUUCGCGAGUAAGGCGCGGCUCGAGAAGAAAAAGUACAACCUGCACCCGGGGCUGACCGACCACAUGGAUCGGUUUCUGGAGGAGCAGGAAAACAGUACCGGGUUCGGGGACCGCAGCUCGUCGCCGGGCUUCAACAGUCUGUACAGUAGCGCGUCGGAAGCGAAGCGACAGCGGUUGCUCGACUCGAAAGAGAACAACACUGCCUCCACGAAGCGUUCCGCCUCGAACCUGUGACUCGUGGUAAGGCGGAAGGGAUUGAAGUUGCGGCUGAAGGAGCGCAAAUAAAGGCUGGGGGAAGAGGAGAGUAAAAAAGCAAAAAAUAAAUGAAAAAAGACCGGCACAGGAGACACCGCAACUAUCGACAUUCGCCUUUCGUCGUCACACGCUGACGGGGAUGAUGAUCCUCGCUUCUCAUCGUCAACGUCAAAUCAAUCAUCAUUUGUUUCAUCGGGGUUUUGCCACUGCGCUAUGAUGUCCCCGAGCCAGGGCGGCACUGGGCUACUUGGGCUGUAGUGGUAGUAGUAGUAGUGUUAGUAGCUGCAACAACGGCUAUUGGUGGUGGGGUUUUAAACUGGCCACAGGUUUUGUUUUUUUUUUUUAGCUACAGCAAUACCGAGCAUGGACACGGAACAAAAGCCGAGAUUGUGAGAAAAUUUUUGCGUAGAAGGACAAGGAAUUAUAGCGCAGGAACCUUUUCAUUUGCUUUUAUAAAGUGUAUGUGUGCGUGUGACUUUAGGGUAGAUUAUGGAAUGGGAAGAAGCAUUUGUAUCGUGAGCACACGUGUAUUAAGCUCAGGCGCACACUAACAAACACACUUCUCAGUAGGGAUGUUUUGUACUGUUGAUCUUUCUCCGCCGCCCGUUUUGUAACCUUUAGCUAGUAAGAAGCAGAUUACCUCUGCCGCCUGGUCGGAUGGAUUCUGAUGUAUUGUGUUUUGUAAAAAGAAUAAACUAACAUCGCUAUCGUACACAUAUAUCGAUAUAUAUGUUGAAUGUUAUACACGGAAAGCGUACCAGAUACCUGUUUUAUUUUUUCCGUUUGCUUUAGCUAGUAAGAGACCAAGUGUGCUGAUCGAUCGACCCAGCAAAACAAUAACCUUCAGAAAAACAAUAGGUAUUGAUUGUGAGAGUAUUGAUUUUUAAGGCUUCGGUGUGUGGUGUAUUGCCAGUUAGUGUUUUACAGAGUUUCUCAGGGAUUUUCAUAGUUGUGGGACACUUACUUGACUGUUUCUUAUGUGAAGUGAACCUAAUAUGAUGGAAAUCGGUACUCUAGUCACCCUUUUUGGACAAGCUCCUUGGAAAUUACUAUUGGAUUUGCCCAACAAGGGUGCUAUAGAGUCCAAUUCUCCAUUACAUUAGGUUCGUUUCACGUAAGUAAGAGCCAAUAAAGUGUCCCACAGCUAUGAGAACUCCUGGAAGCCCCUGCAUUAUUGUGUGUAUCGUGCAAAGAGAACGGACACAGCAUAAAAAGCACAGUGGAAGAACCUUUUUUAAUCGGAACUGUUCCGCCUUAUUCCCAUAAAUCGGAUGCCCGUUUACGGUCGAUGUGUACAGUAGCGGGAAGGAUAUUAUUCAUCAUACAGUGAAAACAUUAAUUUAUCUAAUGCCAUCUCAUGAACAGCCCUUUCCUUCUAAUCCUUAUCCGGUUUCUUUUGUAUGAAACGCUGUAAAAAUAUACAUGAACACCCUCUCAAACAGAAUAUACGCGUAAGAAGAAUUAUUGUACGUUUGUAAAAGUAAGAGGCAUUUGCAAGAAGGAUAGAUAUAUUAUACGAUAGAAGUGUAUACAAUUGGUGUGAGGGGUGAGGUCGUGGCAGAGAAAGAGAGUGUGAGAGAGAAAGCUUAUUUCGUGGAAUGGAAUGAGAUGUGGGAAGUAUUUUCGUAUUAUUUUUGUAUAAAAAUUGCUUGGAGGAAGAACAAAUACAAUACAGCAGUUUGAAUUUCCAGAAAAAGAGUAAGAGAGAAAGAGAGAGAGAGACAGAGAUGCUAAGGAGCAGGAUACAAAAUGAUCUUCGGAAACGUCAAUCGCUUUUUGUGUGGAAAUGAAAGGAAAAUCUUACACUUUGGAGGAUAAAAAUCGUAUGUGUUUUAAAAACAUUUAGAUAUGAAACAGAAGAAAUUGAAGUAAAAAAGCUAAAACGUAAAUAUAAUAGUUCAAAAAGCUUAAUUAUCAUACUUUCGGUACUCUUGAAUAAAACUUUGUACUCUUGGCAUAAUCAAAGAAAGCAAAACAGUAUCAAUACAAAAGUAACAAAAAAAAAACAUGCAUUUAAUGGAAAAUAUUAUAGGAAUACGCAGGAGAAAAAUGGAUCGAUGAAAACAAUCGAUUUCAAAUUUGAACGAAACAUUUGUUUCACACAAUAAGCAGAGAGACGUGUGCAGCAAUGGGAUUCGAGGAACAGCAGUCAGAAAGCUGGAUUGUAAGCUGGUGAACAAUGUAAAAGUGCAGUGUUUUGGGGAAGUAAAAACUACUAACUGAAAAUGAAAAA